AGUCGCUGUAGAUAUAUCAACGGUAUAAAUAGCAAUAGUAUUCCUUUGCUAAAGUGUGUACUUUGAUCAAGGCGUACAAACAAUCAAUAUGAAGUACAAAAUCACCGGUUAUCCGACAAGCUAUCCCUAUGCGGAGUACCUCGAUCUCCCCACUGAUGAGGAAUUGGGCGUCGAUCUUGCCAACUUCUGCCACGACGAAGCUCGGAACCUGAAAGAUGGCCGCAUGAUGCUGGCAGCAGGGCUGGUCGGCACCGACAUGAUAAAACUUGCCAAGUCGGUAUUUCGCAUCCCCGGUGUCAACCCGAAGAUAAGAGAAUUCAUUGUUCUACGUGUCGCCAAACACGUCGGCGGCGUGAACCCAUGGGGUCCAAAUCUGAGGAUGUUGGAAAACUUGGACGCUACGGAGGCCGAAGUCCAAGGUAUCCUGAGUGAUGGGCCGGUGACGGGGAUGGACGAGGAAUCAAGCCUGAUCAUGCGGGCCUGUGACGAGCUUACUCUCCAAGGCUGCAUCCAAGACCCGACCAUGAAGCGAAUGAAGGAGAGAUACGAUCGAGACACGAUCUGCAAGUAUGUGCUCACAUUAUCGUGGUACAAUAUGUUCAACCGCUAUGUUGUCUCGACCAGGGUUCCCCUCGAGAAUCAGGCAGAGAUUGAUGAGAAGAUCGGUCGCAGUACGAGACCGGCUUGAGUAUGGCAGGGACAUAGAACAUGGGGUCCGUUAUCACAUCAAGCUGUCUGAUAGCUCUGGAGCCUCUGACAUUCAAGGCUCCCACACAUACUCCUAUACCCUGUCAAUAUCCUUAGAAAUGCAGUCGAACUUGAUAGCUAGAAUGCAGAAGUCCCCCCGUUCACAUGGUCCCAUUAUUUGGUCGAGCUCGAUAGCAACAUGGCGAAAUCCCAC
This is a messenger RNA of Exophiala dermatitidis NIH/UT8656, 901 nucleotides long. RefSeq lists its product as uncharacterized. The record is from RefSeq and is a predicted model, not a curated record. The coding region runs from base 89 to 688 and encodes 199 amino acids. NCBI's taxonomy places the organism in Eukaryota, Fungi, Ascomycota, Eurotiomycetes, Chaetothyriales, Herpotrichiellaceae. The transcript has 2 exons.